ACAAGUGAUGUAAUGCUAAAGUUCUCAAAGUUUGAUCUGACGACCGAAACGAACAUCUUGGAUUACCUGAGGUUUCAUGAAGAAACACAUAUCACACUAAUUUGUUUGAUGUGGGCAUUGACAUUUUGUUAGCUGAAUUUCUUAUCAUAUAUGUUGUUGGCAAGAUGUACAGUUCAUUUGUAUUCCUUCCAAAUUUCUUUUUACACAGUAAAAUAAAAGUAAAUGUUUUUGUAAACACAAGCAUUUGAGUGACCAGUAUACAAUCGGGAUGCUCAAAGUUCAUGACCUUCAGCCUUAAUGUUUAUUGUGGGUUAGUCACAUAAUCUCUCACAGUGUACAGUUGUGUAAUAGAUGUGUCAUGUCUGAGCUACACAAUGACCUGCCUUUAGUAGGCCACAAUAGUGUUGUUAACUAAAACCAUUUCAUUAAAAUAUAAAUGUUAGAUAAAGGAAGUAAUUAGAAAUGUUGCCUUGGCAACUAACAGAAAUAAAAUGUUUAAGUACUAAAAUUACUAAGACUAAAACUGAAAUGACAAAAGCACAAAAUAAUAUAUAAUAAUAUAAUGUAUAAAUAAUCCUAACAUAAUUUUUUAUUUGAAAUGUAAAUUAUUUCCAUGCUCAAUGAUUCAACUCAUCUCUUGACAGUUUAUCCCUAAUGUAGAGCAAGUUGUCACCAUGCCACUUGUUUGGAGAAGUCACAUUUGUUGAUACUUUCUUCUAAGUUGAUAGCAGAUAUCCUGAACUAUAAUUGGCUGUAUUAAUUGCUGUAUUACCUUUAUCUAAUUUCUCAUAUUUACUAGAAAAUGUGAGAUCCUGUGGCCUUUUGUGAAGAUAUUAAAGUGGCCAUGUUAAGCUAGUGGAUCGUUUUUCUUGGAUAGUUUACAAAAAACGGCCUCUAGGAUGUGCUGUUUCUGAUGUUCUGUGUCCAGAAAUAUCAGUACAAAACAUGCCUUUUAUACAUCAUCCCAAAGCCACAUAAUCCAUGGACUGUAGUUAGAAAGCAGCAGUCUUAGCGCGGCCAAAAACAUUGAAAGUGACAGUCUGUGUAGGUAUGUUUGUUAUCGUUUUUUGGGAACACAAACGAGAGAACAGCUUAUCCACAGCAGCAUGUUAUUUCUGCUGCAUCCAAUUAACCUUCCACUAAUCCAGUGGCUUGUGGAGCCAGCAGUGGAUCAUGGUCAAAUACAGGCUAUCAAAGUGUGGAAAGUCACUCUAGAUGUGCAUGUGAGUAUCAAAGUCGGCUAAAAAUAAAAGCGAUAAGAGUAAUAGUGGUACACGGCAGUAAAACUCUGAUACAAAAGUCCUCAAUGGACAAACAGGCAUCAGCUGUGUUGAGUGCUGCUAUGCUCAUUCUUGGAUGAAAAUUUAUGGUGCAUCAGUUGGGAAAUAUACUGCAUUGAUUCCUCUGACAGUAAGAUUACUGUUCAGCACAUGUAACUGUGAAAGGGGAGGGAGGAGUUGAGAGAGAGAGAGAGACAGAAAGAGACUGAAAGAGACUAAGGGGAUUAGGAGCCUUCUCUCGAAACAGUGCCCAUGCCAGUCAGAGCAUUUUCCGAUGGAGGUCCUUCAUCUUCACUUUGAACUAUUGGCGAAUUCUCUAACAAGAGACAGAUUGGAUCACAGAGCAAGUCAAGUGAAGAAAAAAUGGGAUGGUUUAGGUUAAAAAAACGAAUCUUCGGUAUGUAUAUGAUAAUCAGAAACCAAGGCUGGACUAAAGUGCAACCGGUUCUUGAAGAGCAGAAGAUAUGAUAUCUAAAAGGUGCCUCUAAGAGAUCUUUAACUUCUGGUUCCAGUGGUUUUCCUCGCUUCAUACUAUUACUUGCAUCGAUAACUGGUUUUUAGGAUUACCAUUCACUAUGUGACAGUCUCAUUCUGGAUCCGACACAAUUUUUGCUUUUCUGUUCCACCUGUUGGAUAGUUAAAUGGUGCUAAUAACUGAGAAUGGUGUUGCAGGAGGUGUACUUCUGGUUAAAGAUCACCAACACGGCACCGGCCACAACCAAGCGAGAGGCUGGAACAAUGAGGAGUCCUCCAUACAGAGCUCCACUUUUGUGGAGCCGACAGAGGACUCUUAUUAUGCAGAUGAUGAAGACCACCAUCUUUAUGAUGAGGAUGACGACGACGAUGACGUCUAUCAAGAAUUCGAGGAGUUGGAUUUUUCAGAACUACCAGAUACCAAGAGCAUUACAUCAGAUGAUUCCUUCUACCCACCUGAUGAUUCACUCAACUUUGAAAAAUAUCAGGAUCCUGAGAGCCCCGAGCCAAUCAGCUUCUUUAAAGCGUGCUGCUCUAACAAUGCUAUCAUCGUCAAAAUCAUGAUAAGACAAGGUGUGACGGAGGAGGAGGUGCGAGAGAUGGACAAAAAUAACAGAACGGGUCUGAUAGUGGCGUGUUACCAGGGCUACGUGGAUGUGGUCAUUGCACUCUCGCAGUGUCCAUAUGUGGACGUGAACUGGCAGGAUAACGAAGGGAAUACGGCUCUCAUGACUGCUGCACAAGCAGGUCACAGUAUGAUUACCAACUACCUGCUGAACUACUUUCCCGGGCUUGACACUGAGCGCAGGAACUGCCAUGGCUUCACUGCGAUGAUGAAAGCAGCCAUGCAGGGUCGAGCCGAAUGCGUACGGUCUCUCAUGAUGAUAGGAGGAGACAUUGAAGCAAGGGACUUUGGCCGUAAGCUGACUCCACGGGAAUGGGCUCUGUUCACGGGCCGCUACGAGACCGCCAGACUGAUGGCCCGACUGAUGGAGCAGCCGUGUGCCGAACAGUUCUGUGACUCUUACCACAUGGAGUGGCCUAUGCUAAGCGAACUGGAAGCUCGUCCAAAGGAGCCCAAGUCCUGCUGGAGGAAGUUCUCAGAGUGCGUCUGUAAUUUGUUUACCAUCAGCAUGAAGACCAACCCUGUGGACGAAGGCGCCAUGGACUACAUGGUGCGCAUGACCACAGCGCUGGCCAGCCCGUUCAUAGCCACCGCCUGCCACACUGUGUGUCCGGGCAGCCCUCCGUGUGUUGGCAAACGUCGCCCUGCUGUCCAGGACAUCCUCCGUAAACAGCGCUUGGCUAAGCUGAAGAACCUCGGGCCUGAGCGCCUCAUCAACUACAAGCGGCUCUUCCAGAACUCCAGGGUGCUGCUGGUACCGAAGAAGCAGGAGCGGCGUGCCAGUCUGCAGCCACAGUUACUGCAAAGUGUCGCAAUGGCCUCCACCAUGGCCCUGAGGAGAAGCAGCCUCCUGCCGCUUCACAUGAUGCGCAGGAGCAGCGUGCGUCCUGGGAUGGUGGUUCCUAAAGUCAUGCUGUGCAAAGCAGCUUCUCCCACAUUCAUCCCGGAGCGGCCGCCACGCAGGACUUCAAAAGACGUAUCGCACCUACAGAUCCCUAAAUGGAAGUACAAAGCUCUGAAGGAGGAGAAGAAGAAAGCUGAACGCAUGGAUAGGUUGAGACUGCCUGUUGGGAGGAAAAAGUGAUGUGGCUUUUGAUGCCUUAGUGUUUUUAAGAAUGUCUUCCACUGUGAAGACAUGUGAGGGUCAGGAAUACUCAUUGUACACUACUCUUUUAGACUGGUAUGGACUAAAUUUGAUAACAUUUGCUCUUACUGAUACAUUAAGGCGUAAUGAUUCUAAUUUAUAGAAACAGCUAACAUAUUUGUAAUGUGUAGAUUUUUUGGUUCAUUAUCUUAAGCCAAGUCAUACUUGAAAGUUUAUGCAUACUAAUUUCUAUUUUUUAUAUUGCUCUCAAAAGGAGUGUUAUAUAAAAAAAGCUGCUAAAACAUAUUAAACAAAACAAUGAAGUACCUUCAUAACAAUGAAAUACUAUUUGGCCUGGACAUUUUCUCUUCUCUAUUUAUCUCUUUGAAGGUUAUUAAUCCAGGAGUCUGCAUUACAAAACAUUCCUUAGUUUUGUUGACUUUCUAAGAUAUUCGCACAGAAGCUAUUCCCUGUAAAAGUGACUUCUGAUUCAUUGCUGCCAUAGGUAAAUAACUAGAAUAAAAAUAUGCGGUAAUAUUUGCGCUUUUAACCAAUGCA
This is a messenger RNA of Onychostoma macrolepis, 4021 nucleotides long. It is a transcript of the gene ankrd33bb, whose product is annotated as ankyrin repeat domain 33Bb. The record is from RefSeq and is a predicted model, not a curated record. Bases 1922 to 3463 code for a protein of 513 amino acids. The transcript is spliced from 4 exons. Lineage: Eukaryota; Metazoa; Chordata; Actinopteri; Cypriniformes; Cyprinidae. Gene Ontology annotation, molecular function: protein binding.